Molecule: messenger RNA, 2906 nt
Organism: Durio zibethinus
Lineage: Eukaryota; Viridiplantae; Streptophyta; Magnoliopsida; Malvales; Malvaceae
Source: RefSeq, a predicted model, not a curated record
UCCACUAACCCCACUAAAACCCUGGUCCGGCCGUCUUCCUUUAGCAAUCCAUUCUCAGUUCUCACAGCCAAAACCCUAAUCUUGGACCCAACAACAGAAUCAGAAAGAAGAAGAAGAUGAGACAUCCGUGGAGGUUUCUUCUCUUCCGAACCUACUCACGAUCUCCUCUCCGAGUUCCCACCAUGUCCCAGGUACUCCCUCCUUCCAUUUCUCCUCCUCCUCGUAUUCACUCGUUCCACAACAUUUCUUCACAUUCCCAUUUCAAAAACCCCUUCAACAUGAUGAAAGAAUUAUCCAUGUUAAAUUACAAAAGCACCCUCAUCAAUCAUUAUAGUUUCUCAUCCGAGGCAGCCGUUGAACAGAAAGACCCAGAUCAUGUUUUGGUAACUGUGACUGAUAUUUUUACUAGAUUUAAUGAUGGGAAUGAUAUAAAGAAAGAAUUGGAGUUAAAUGAUGUUGGUUUUAGCCAUGAACUGAUUUUGAAAGUGUUAAGGGAUGUUGAGUCUCGUCCUGACGUGGCAAGAAGGUUUUUUUAUUGGGUUUCGGAGAAUGAUGGGGAGAGAUUAAGCUCCAAGUCGUAUAAUCGGAUGUUAUGUAUUUUGGGUGUCAAUGGGUUGGUUGAGGAGUUUUGGGGUUUGGUUGAUGUCAUGAAGAAGAAAGGGUAUGGUAUCUCUGGUAGCGUACGCGACAAAGUUGCAGUUAAGUUUGAGAAAGAAGGGUUGGAGAGCGAUUUGGAGAGAUUGAGAGGGGUUUUUGCGUCGGGAUCAGUGGAUAAUUCGAUGGGAAAGGUUUGUUCGAGGGUGUGUAAGAUUAUUAGGAGCCAGCUGUGGGGGGACGAUGUUGAGAAGAGGUUGCGUGAUCUGAAUGCUACAUUUUCGAAUGAUUUAGUGAAAAUGGUAUUGGAGAAUCUUGCUUCGGAGCCAGCAAAAGCUUUGAUAUUUUUCCGGUGGAUUGAGGAGUGUGGUUUGUUAAGGCUUGAUGAGCACAGUUAUAAUGCUAUGGCGAGGGCUUUGGGGAGGGAAGAUUGCAUUGAUAGGUUUUGGAAGGUUGUUGAUGAAAUGAAAAGUUUUGGGUAUGAAAUGGAAAUGGAGACUUAUGUCAAGGUUUUGUUUCGUUUUUGUAAGAGGAAGAUGAUUAAGGAAGCUGUAGACUUGUAUGAGUCUGCAAUGGCUGGUUCCAAUAAGCCUUCUGUGAGUUGUUGUACCUUUCUGCUGAGGAAAUUAGCAGUGAGUAAACAGUUAGACUUGGGUCUGUUUUCAAGAGUUGUGAGGAUUUUUACGGAGAGUGGGAAUGCCUUGACAGAUUCUAUGGUUGAUACGGUUCUCAGAUCUUUGACAAGUGUUGGUAGACUUGGAGAAUGCAACAAGGUUCUAAAAGUAAUGGAAGAAGGUGGGUUUGUAGCUGGUGGUAAUUUGCAGAGUAAAAUUACCUUUAGACUUGCUAGCACUGGUAAAAAAGAUGAAACUGCUGAGUUUAUAGAUCAUGUUGCAGCAUCAAAUACUAAUUUAGAUCACAAGGCAUGGGUGUCUUUAAUUGAAGGGUGUUGCGCUGGUGGAGAUCUUGAAGCAGCGUCAGCUUAUUUCGAAAAAAUGAUUGAAAAAGAAGGGGUCUCUCAUGCUGGCUACGCGUUUGAAUGGUUGGUAUAUUCUUAUUGCAGUGGGAAAAGAGCGACAGAUGCAUGCCAGCUUCUACAUAAGUACGUUAGUAAGAAUCAGUUAAGGCCACGGCAUGCUACCUACAAGGAAUUGAUAAGGAAGUUAUUGGCUCAAGGUGGAUUUAAAGAUGCUUUGAAUCUCUUGAGUUUGAUGAAAGAUCAUGGUUACCCACCCUUUGUGGAUCCAUUCAUUGAGUAUGUAUCGAAGUCUGGAAGUAGUGAUGACGCUAUAGCCUUUCUCAAGUCUAUGACAUCAAAAAAGUUUCCAUCUACGUCAGUGAUUCUCCGUGUUUUUGAAGCCUUUUUAAAAGGUGCAAGGCAAAAUGAAGCGCAAGAUUUAUUGUCAAAAUGCCCAGGUUACGUUCGUAACAAUGCAGAUGUUUUGAAUCUCUUUUGUUCUUUGAAAUCUGGCCAAGUUGAUACUGCACCUCCUGUGGUUGCUUAGGCUUCAUUGGCUGUAAUUCACAUUGAUGUACUAUGGCAUAUUUUCCAAAAGUUUGGCAUGAAAUGUUCUAAAUCAAUCAUUCAAAUCUGUUGCCCUCUGGCAAAUAAAAACCAAGAUAUUCAAGGGUUUUAUGAUUUUUUUUUUCCCUAUUAGUGCUUUUCUAUUGCAUAUGGUAGUCAAUUUUAGGUCAAAGACUUCAGUCUAGAGAGGGUUUCCUCAAAUUUGGAUCGGACUGAUACUUCAUAUCAGUAAUUCAUGAAUCAGGUCAUAUUAAUAAUUUAUUUACUUGGUUGAGCAAAUCCAAUGAUUUGAGCUUUAAAAUUUUUUCAAGCCCGACUCUAAUUGUAAAGUUGUUGCAUCUAUGGAGUAGCACAAAGAAAGAAGAUAACUUGCCAAUCCAGAUAUCAUACCAAACACAAAAAGAAAUCAAAGUCCCCCAGGGUUUUUUUUUAUAUAUUCCCUGCAGAGCCGUCGCGGUUGACCGUGCACUAGAAUUUUGUAUUCUUUCAAUUUCCCCCUUCGUCAAAACUUUUGAAAAUAUUUCAAUAAGCCCCUUCAAUUUUUAUAUCCCCGCGCCUCCCCUCAAAAAAGAAAAAUAAAACCCUCAAAAUUUGGCAGACCACCGCGUUGGAUCGACGCUCAAAAACAAAACCACAAAGCGCCCUUCGUACCACAUAAAUACAUUUUUGUCAAACAGAUAUCUUUCCCCUUUAUCUCUUUCUAGAUUUUGAAUCCAGAUCCACCGCCAUCCCCCAAAAUAAACCAAAAAAAAAAAAAAACCCCCUCUUUUCCUUUCUCAUCCAACCA